ACAAAGCACUUACGAAUACUUUUCUCGAUGAGUAGACAAAAAUAAUUGUCCACCUCUGUAACCGAUCAAUUCAAGCUUAAACUUAAUGAAGGUGGGAAGAUUUUCAAAUCAAUGAUACCGACUCAGUAAAAACAUUUCUAUGCGUCUCCCUGUCGAUCAAUGAUGGAAUUUAAAAGUCACACAUUUGCAUGGAAAGUCUCUGUAAGAAGGUGACUUUAGGAAUCAAGUGUCAACGAGCAGAAAGCAAUAAGUUCGGUAUUGAUAUAUGAAAAGCACGGUAAAGGAAUCUUCCAUCAACUGGUAUAUCUGCAGUAAUAAAAAAAUACAUUGGAUCAUUCAACAAUUUAGAAUGAACUCAUCAUUUGAUAGGAAACGAAACAUUAAAAAAGACCGUUGCCAGUAAAGUAAAAGUAAUCAAGGCAUUUGUAAUAUCUACAUGAAACAAAAACUGUAGAGAAACAUCGGGAAAGAGAUAUUCAAGCUGCUUGUACAUUAAACAUGUUCCUGUACCAGUAUAUUUUGCAUGGUAACAUGAAAAGCAUAGAACGACUAUUACUAAAAUGAGUGAGAGUAUAGAAUUCUACAUUAUUUGAGCUGCUUAUUUUGAAAGCACCCGAUGCCAGUAACACCUUUUGUGCUUGUUGAUAUUGUUGAUACAUAUAAAAGGUCUAAACAAAAUAUUUCCAAUUACAAAGGGCAUUCAGAUUAAUGUUACAAUCAAUUAAAAUUAACAGUAUAGAUUGAUAGAAAAUAUAUGAUGAAUAAUUUGACAAUAAAUUUUACUGUUCUUUUGGAUGCAUCUUACAACUAUUGUUCAGUACCGAAAAUAAGGAGCUAAAAAAAAGAGUGAAUUCAGUGAAAUAACUGAUAAAAUGUCACAGUAACAAAGGACGAUAUAUGAAAAUGAUAAAAGCGAUAUGGAUCAAACGCUGAUAUAGUGAAUAUAACUAAAAUCGAGGUGUCAGUGAUAAUCAAAGACACGUGUCAAUCUUUCUCUUCUUCAAAGAUUAAACUUGUAAUUUUGUUCCCACUUGAUAACAUAAAAGAUACACUAUGAUUCUAAGAGGCUGUCCAACAAACAUCAUUGCAGUAACAAUCAUUUUCUUCCUAUACAAGACUGGAGAGUCCAUGUUAGAUGCAACUACACGGCCUUAUAUAUUGAAAGCCGUCUGCCAUGAUAAUUUCCCUUUCAAUGCAACAUACUGUCAACACAUUGACUGGUAUCCCGUCAUAGAGAGUGACAUACAACGAAAAUCAGCAACAUACCUAAUUUAUUACAGAAUUUUGAUCAAUGUACCGUCUGUCAUACUGGGACUAUUUUGUGGUGCAUAUAGUGACAAAUAUGGAAGAAAAAUACCGAUGAUGCUUCCCAGUCUUGGUAGUGUUUUUGGGGUACUACUUUACAUGGCAAGUUUGGCAUACGACGAAUUCAGAAUUCCAUUGAUUCUGAUUGGUGCAGCCGUUCAGGGGAUGUUUGGUAAAAGUACGGUUAUUACAAUGGCGGUCAACAGUUACAUAGCAGAUGUAACGGAAAAUGACGAACGAAUCCGAAAACUUGGAAAUCUCCUGGCAAUGAACUUCUUUGGGUUAUUUGUUGGGUCGUUCAUGUCCGGAAUACUGCAGGAUAUUUCAAAUCUUUUAACAACAUAUUGUGUUGUGAUCCUGCUCCAUGGCUGCACGAUCUUGCUGACUGUGGCUGCUAUGAAAGAAAGCGUUGAAUAUCCAGCGAAAUCAGAAGAGGGAAAAUCCGAAUUUCUCGCUUUGUUCAACCCGGCCAACAUCAAGGAUGCUUUUGGGGUCUUGGUAAAGUAUCGACCAAACAACAUGCGUACGGUUCUAUUAGUUUUGUUCUUACUGACAUUACUAAAUCAAACGUGUAAAGUAGGUGAGAUGGAUGUCACGGUCUUGUUUGUAACUAGGUCACCACUCAGCUGGCCUAAAUCAUGGUAUGGAUACCUUCUAUCUGUCGAUUAUGCUGUAAUGGGAUUGUGUCUGCUCUUUGUACUUCCGGUGCUAUCAAGCAUCGUUCAUCUGUCUGAUGCUUCAAUACUUAUGAUAGGUAUAAGCUGUAAAAUUGUUCGCUUGACGUGGGCAGCAUUCGCGUUUAGGACGUGGAUGGUCUAUGUCUCCGUGAUCAUUGGAGCGUUUGCUGGAUUGAUUACAUCUGCAGUACGAUCACUUGUCAGUAAAUCGGUUAAUGAGCAUGAAGCAGGGAAACUAUUUUCAUUAUUAGCGUGCGCAGAAACAGCAUCAAAGCUGUUUGGUGUAUUAAUAUUUGUGAAUUUGUACAGUGAGACGGCUGACCUGUUUUCUGGAUUAGCAUAUUUAUUUGAAGCUGUUUUGUAUAUUUGCAUGAUCUUGUUGGUGAUAUGGAUAUUCAAAGAUAUGAAAAAUGUAGGAACAAUAGAUUUAAUGCAGGCAUUAGAAGAACAUUCCAGUUUUAACAAAGGUUCUGUCAAUUAUAACACAUUGUCAAAUAACCCACUUCCGGUGUUAGAUGAAUUGGAGGAGCAGCCGUCGUAUCCUACUCCUCUACCAGCCACUACCCCAUAAUGAAGAACUGUUAUGUUAUCAUUGAUUGUUAAAGUCUGUUGAUAUAUGGUUGUGAUGUUUGUCAGUAAUUAUAAGCAAUGUUCACCUAUUUUCAUUGAUUUCAUUUGCACGGACUAGCAACAUUCACAGAAAAUAACAUGGGUAUGAGAUAAUGGCAUUUUUGACAUUAUGCAUCUAGGAAGGUACCCGAAUAAACCCCCUAGCCGCAUGUUUAAAAACUACAAAAUCAUAUAAAGUAAAAAACGAGUUUUUUAAACAUCUUUUUGAUAAAAACAAUAGUAAUUAUAAUUAUAAGGACUACAUAAAACAUAUCUAAAAUUUGUUCUUAUAGUUUUGUGUCUUAACGUACUUAAAUGGGGAUACGUAGAUACUUUGUUAAGAACCACACUCAUUCCGAUAACAAAUACACUGAAGAUGAUAUUACUGAAUGCAGUGAGUUGAUAUUUCAGCAGACAGUCGGAAGUUGCAAUUGGUACUAAAGUGCAUCACUACUUUCUGAUUUGUUUUGUACUAAUACGAAGCAGCACAUAUCCAAAUCCAAAACCUUCUUAAAAAAACAAAAACAAAACAAAAAUUGUCUGGCAAAGAUCUUUAAUUUCACUUUUAAAUACAUUGAUGGUAUUCUGAAACUCAACAAGUCACAUGUCCAUUAGUGCUUACAACUCAUAUAAUAUCCUAGUGAAGUUGUUGUGAACGAUACUACCGAAUGAAGGUCAACGACAGGUAGGAUUGUUUCCAAGCAGGGUUCAAGCAUGUAUACAUUGUGUGAUCGACACAUAGUUCGUCAUUUUAUUAUGCUGUUUUUGUGUCAUGUCAUAAAUCAAUUUUAUGUAUUCGUUGUUAUUCUGUGGUUAACCUCGGCUUUGGUGUUUAGAUUUGUGGUCUCUCAAUCUAUUUAUGACGUUUGAACAGCGGUAUACUACUGUUGCCUUUAUUUAUAGUAGUUAAGAAACUGAGAUAAUUAAACCGACCGUUGACUUUUUAAUAAACUAUUCUAGUCGUUCCUUCGUGCAUGGUAAUUCUUAAGUGAAAGGUGUACAUAUAUAACUGUACAAUAGAGGCGGAAAAUACCAUGGUGACAUUCAAAACUCAUAAUGAAGAUAAACAUAUUUCCAACAAAAAAGACAAAAACACAAACAAACUUACAAACCCAGUCAUGGUCAACUCAAUGCCGAACCCAACAAAAACAACUAGAACUACUAUAACCUGAAAAUUUUCCAAUAUGUAUAGCUGGAGAUGAUAAAAUGUUUCUGUAAAGAAUUGAGGUCAACGAUAGAAAAAUGAAGUCAUUGUGUUUUUAAAAGUCACGAGUUGUCUGUCAACGUGACUUUUGAGGACAGACUUAUAGGAUCAGGUUUUAUAGUCACUGUAAUACUUAGAAGUCUUUUUUUUUCUUAGUCUCUAUGAUGAUUUUGUAG
This is a messenger RNA of Mytilus trossulus (common blue mussel), 3971 nucleotides long. RefSeq names its product proton-coupled folate transporter-like. NCBI's taxonomy places the organism in Eukaryota, Metazoa, Mollusca, Bivalvia, Mytilida, Mytilidae. Bases 1054 to 2553 code for a protein of 499 amino acids. Gene Ontology annotation, cellular component: membrane. The record is from RefSeq and is a predicted model, not a curated record. The transcript is spliced from 3 exons. Gene Ontology annotation, molecular function: transmembrane transporter activity. Gene Ontology annotation, biological process: transmembrane transport.